This is a messenger RNA of Colletotrichum phormii, 602 nucleotides long. RefSeq lists its product as uncharacterized. The record is from RefSeq and is a predicted model, not a curated record. The coding region runs from base 10 to 546 and encodes 178 amino acids. NCBI's taxonomy places the organism in Eukaryota, Fungi, Ascomycota, Sordariomycetes, Glomerellales, Glomerellaceae. The transcript has a single exon.
GGUUUCUUUAUGGCCACAAAUAGCACACACAAGCUUGAAGCAUGGCCAUGGCCGCCGCCACGGUGCCAUCGCCGUCUACCCGCUUUGCCUAGAAGUCUAGAGCGGCCACGGCCAUCUCCUUCAACCAACAACGCUAACGACACAGAAACCAAAAGCGACGGCCGCCGCAUCCGGACAGGUUCAGGGUGUCAUUACCCAACCCAAGACCCCGUUUUGGGUCAAGUCUCUCUUUUCAGAUCAUCACCGUCGCCUAGCCUUCCCGCUCAAGCCCUGACGAGGGAUCGCUCUCUCCAGCUUUCUUGUCGUGGUCCACCGGGGGAGGCCGCCCCCGAUCAUACCUAUGUUGCCUACGGAUACUCUGUGCUACCCCAAACCUGCGCCGCCGUCGCAGUCCCUGCAGAUGAUGGACUCGAACUUUCCCAGGACGUUUUUUAUCAAAUCUUUGGCGGUCUUACCUUUCGGUGCCCAGUGGCGCCGCUAGCAUCGUCAGGAGAACCCGUCGCCGUUUCCGUGAAGGAUCGAUCGCUUUGCUCUUCAACAAUUUGAAUUAGGUUCUGAUCCACGUUCUCAGUCUUGCUUCUCUCUCUCUCUCUCUCUCUCCA